CUCAGCAAGAUGGCUGCUGAUGUGUAGAGGAUGAGUCAGCUCUGGGAUCCUGCCAGCUACUCUCUCAGUUCUUCCCCCAGAGCCUCUGUCUCCAGUCUCUUCUCAAGUGUCUCUAGAUCUCUCUGCCCCUGCCUUUGCUGGAGACCAGGCAGGGGCACAGGGACUCAAAGAACAAGAGACUAUGAAUUGAAAUGUUCACUGACAUGAUGUUGAAGGCAGGGAAUGUGCAGCUAGAGACUCUUACAGAGUCCCUUGUCUGAAGAACUAGCUCCUGAGAGGGGUUGUCAUUUGUAAUCAGUCAACAAAGGGAACCAACAACCAGUCAAGGAUAUACCCUACUUGGUCUAGUGGCUGAUCCUCUCAUCACACUAAGUGCCAGGUAAGGACCAUGUUCCAGUUUUUAUCACUUCCUAUCCUUCUGUGUGUGGUGACAGUGUCCUGCUCAGAAAUAAAAUCCUGUGAAGAUGCCCAGAAGACCUGUUCAGUGAUUACCUGUGGCAUCCCAGUCACCAAUGGCACGCCAGGCAGAGAUGGACGAGAUGGACCCAAGGGAGAGAAAGGAGAACCAGGGCAAGGGCCCAGAGGUUUGCAGGGCCCUCCAGGGAAAAUGGGGCCUCCAGGAAUUCCAGGAGCUCCUGGGUUAACAGGACUGAAGGGCCAAAAAGGAGAUCUUGGAGGUAGUUCAGUUGCUGAGACUAAGCUGGCUAACUUAGAGAGAGAGAUAAGGAGCCUAAAGUCCAAGCUGGACCACACCCAAAAACUGCAAACCUUCUCCUUGGGCAAAAGAUCUGGAAAGAAGCUCUAUGUGACCAAUGGUGAAAAGAUGCCUUUUUCCAAGGUGAAGGCUCUGUGCACGGAGCUCCAGGCCACAGUGGCCACCCCCAAGAAUGCUGAAGAGAAUGAAGCCAUCCAGGGUGUAGCCAAGGACAAUGCCUUCCUGGGCAUCACUGAUGAAGUGACCGAAGGCCAGUUUGUGUAUGUGACAGGAGGGAGACUGACCUUCAGCAACUGGAAGAAGGGUGAGCCUAAUGACUUUGGCUCAGGGGAGGAUUGUGUGAUCCUUAAAGAUGACGGAGAGUGGAAUGACAUCUCCUGCUCUUCCUCCUACCUGGCUGUCUGUGAAUUCCCAGCCUGAAGAGUCAAGUUCCUCAGCCCCUCCUUGGCUCUCUGUGGAUCUCUCUGCUGCUCUAAAAGAGAAUUCACUGAUGGUUUUCUCA
Molecule: messenger RNA, 1217 nt
Organism: Pteronotus mesoamericanus
Lineage: Eukaryota; Metazoa; Chordata; Mammalia; Chiroptera; Mormoopidae
Product: mannose-binding protein A-like
Exons: 7
Coding region: 389-1135 (248 amino acids)
Cellular component (GO): multivesicular body
Source: RefSeq, a predicted model, not a curated record